AUGCGGAGUUUUCAAUCUCGUCUUGAUCGAAUAGAGCAAGGCCAAAGCAAGGACUACAUCGAGGACAACAACGAGGUUGUUCAUGACACGGAAUUGGCGCCAAAACAUGGCGGCCGCAAGCGGAAGCUUAGUGAGGAUGAGGACGACGAAUCGGUUUUAAUAAACAAAGUGUUGUCAAACCCAGCUGACCCAGCUGAAAAACCAGCAGAGAAUAUACCUGGAGAUACGGACAACUUGCUGUCAAAUAUUGCCCAAGAUUUAUCCGAACAAGAACCUACGUACGGGUCCUGCAGUGAAUGA
Messenger RNA from Paramuricea clavata, 300 nucleotides. Lineage: Eukaryota; Metazoa; Cnidaria; Anthozoa; Malacalcyonacea; Plexauridae. The record is from the annotation of a GenBank genome assembly.